AUGCCCAGGAUCCCAGCAGCUCCGGCCCCCAGCCCCACGGAGCAGGGUCCCGGGACCCCCCCGCCCCCCCGCCCCCACCGCGCCCUCGCCGGUCCCGGAGGACGGAGCCAGAGCCAUGGUGGACGCCCCCCCGCCGCGGGCGGUCUGAGCGCCCCCGGACCCCCGCGGGACACCCCGACAGGGCAGGGGCAGGGGGCGCGGGGUCCCCCGCACCGGCCCCCCUCCCGCCCCCGAGAGGACUGCGUGGAAGAGCCGGGCGGGGGGGAGGGGGGCGGGCAGAGACCAGCCGCACCAAGCCCGGACCCCCCCAGCCAGGACCCGUUAAUUGCGCCCGAUCCGGACGUCGAGAGGUUCCUGGAGGAGCCCCCUCUCCCCGGACCCUCGGACCCCCCUCCCCCCGGACCCUCGGACCCCCCAAUGGCUCGGACGGCGCUGCCCGCACCUUCCGGAUGCCCGCGGUGGUGGUGGCUGGCAUUGAGCCUGGCAGCCGCCCUCCUGCCGGGGCUGCCCGCCCAGCUGGUCCAGGUGAACGACACGGUCUCCGGCUUCGUCGGCUCGGACGUGGUGCUGCACUGCAAUUUCGCCAACCCACUGCCCAAUGUGAAGAUCACCCAGGUGACCUGGCAGAAGGCCAACAACGACACCAAGCAGAACGUGGCCAUCUACAACCCAGCUAUGGGUGUGUCAGUGCUGUCGCCCUACAAGGAGCGCGUGGUCUUCCUCCGCCCCUCCUUCACCGACGGCACCAUCCGCCUCUCCCGCCUUGAACUCCGGGAUGAGGGCGUCUACAUCUGCGAGUUCGCCACCUUCCCCACGGGCAACCGGGAGAGCCAACUCAACCUCACCGUUCUGGCCAAACCGACCAAUCACAUGGAGGGGACGCGGAAGGCGCUAGUGGCCAAGGCCAGCACGACGGACAAGAUCCUGGUGGCCACCUGCACCUCGGCCAAUGGGAAGCCUCCCAGCACGGUGUCCUGGGACACCCGGCUCCGGGGCGAGGCCGAGUUCCAGGAGGUGCGGCAUAGCAAUGGCACCGUGACCGUGGUCAGCCGCUACCGCCUGGUGCCCAGCCGCGAGGCCCACCACCAACCCCUCACCUGCGUCGUCAACUACCAGCUUGACCGCUUCACCGACAGCCUCACCCUCAACGUGCAGUAUGAGCCCGAGGUGACCAUCGAGGGCUUUGAUGGAAACUGGUACCUGAAACGCAUGGAUGUGAAACUAAUCUGCAAGUCGGAUGCCAACCCCCAAGCCACCAAGUACCAGUGGCGACUGCUGAAUGGCUCGCUGCCCGAGAACGCGGAGGUCCAGAACAGCACCCUGUUCUUCAAGGGACCCGUCACCUACAGCCUGGCGGGCACUUAUGUGUGCGAGGCCACCAACAUCAUCGGCACACGCUCGGGCCAGGUGGAGGUCAACGUCACAGAGUUCCCCUACACCCCGUCUCCAACCGAACAUGGGAAGCGAGCGGUGCCCGGGUUCCCGACGGCCAUCGUAGGGGGCGCGGUGGGGGGCGUCCUGCUGGUCCUGGCCGUGGCGGGCGUCCUCUUCGCCAUCUUCCGCCGCCGCCGUCACACCUUCAAGGGCGACUACAGCACCAAAAAGCACGUGUAUGGGAACGGCUACAGCAAGGCGGGCAUCGCGCAGAACCACCCACCUGCUGCCCAGAACCUGCAGUACCCCGAAGACUCGGACGACGACAAGAAGCCCGGCCAGCUGGGGGGCAGCAGCUAUGACGAGGAAGAAGAAGAGGAGGAGGAGGUGGGGGGAGGCAACGGUGGGAAGGGCGGUGCUGGUGGGGGGCUGCACCCCAAACUCGACGAUGACACCAAGAGGCCCUACUUCACCGUGGACGAGGCAGACGGACGCCCGGACGGCUAUGGGAACCGGACUCUUGGCUACCAGUACGACCCAGAGCAGCUGGACAUGGCCGAGAACAUGGUGUCUCAGAAUGACGGGUCUUUUAUUUCCAAAAAAGAGUGGUAUGUGUAGCCCCCAUCACCACCCCACCCCUGCCUCUCAGGGCGGGCCGUCUCCUUCUCCCGCACGCACUCCCCCACCCCCUGACGCCCCCCACCCCUGACCCUGCUCCACCAGAGACCCUCUGGGACCCUCCCGGGGGCGGGGAGAGAGGAGGGAGAGAGAUGAGCCAGGCGCCUUGCUUUCUUUUUGACCUCCUUUCCCCGGUGACUCUGUUACUCCCCUGCCUCCCCCACCGUGAUGUUGUGUUCAAUUGUGACUUUGGUGUUCACUUUGCUUUUUGACUACUGCCCACACCUGGUAUCCCGGAGCCCACCCGUGUCUUUCUGUGCCCCCCUCCCCGGGGGCGGCGGGAGGGGCCCGGACCUCUCUCCCCACCCCAAAGGCCCCGAACACUGGAAUUUGUUUGUUUGUUGUCUAAUUUCCGUGGAGGUCAGUUUCCCUCCCUCUUCUUCCCCUCUUGGGGGAAGGGGUCACCGCAGUUUGGGGAAGGGGCAAGGUCAAAGGGGCAAGAGAGGAGGAGAAACGGGAAUGGGGAACCCGGGAGGUUUAGUUGGGGCCGGUAGAAAGAAGAGAGAGCUACCCCGGGGUUAAGUGGUUCACUCCGGCCCCUCUUCUCGGCCUCAGUUUCCCCAGGAGUUGGGGAGGGGCCUAGCAGGAGACUGAGACAUAUAGACACACACACAUGCGUGCACUGGAGCCCCAGACCCCUACCCUGCCUGGCUGAAGAGGCAACCCUAGGUCUGCCCCAGACCCUUCCCCACCCCAAGGUCUAGUAGACCCCGGGGGUGGGGGACUGCCCUUCCUAGCCUCUGGGGACCAGCGCCUCUAGCACUGAAGCUGCUUGACCUUAUCUCCAAAGCCCCCUCUUCCCCGCUACCUCCUCGCUGACUGUUUCCUUGGUUGGGGGAGGGGACGGGGUGAGAGGGAGAUGGAGACCUGGGCAAAUAGCCCAGGGACCAGGGUAGACGAGGGGGUGCUUGCCCAGUGCCCCCAUCCCUACCCCUCAAAGGGAUCCCAAGGGGGGAUCCCAAGCCCUCCAAGGAUGAGGGAGGGGGGAGAUUGCUAGGGCUGCUGGAAGCCACGGGAAAUGGAAGAGAAGGGGCAGCUCCUCCCUGGAGGAGGAAGGAGAACAACUAGCCCUGACCCCUGACCCCUGCCCCUUGGAGAGAGCUACAGUUGGGGCAUGCCAGCCUUGACCCGGCACCUUCAACUCCUGGUCCAAAGCCAAGGCCUGUGAAGUGUAGCUGUUGGGAUCCUGUGAUCCCCAGGGUGGAUUCGGGCAAUCCAGUCCACCCAUUGGUCAAGGUGGAGGGGCUCCUGCCCCCUCCUCUGCCAAGGGGUCCAACAUCCUCAACCCCUCCGCCUCCCCAUUCCCGUACCUGGCCGUCUCCGUAGAAGGGGUGGGGUAGGAACAGGUGUGAUCCGUCCGGGCGACCCUCCUCUCCCCGUCUACCACUCUGGAUCUCUCUUUAGGGUGGGCGGGGUGGCUGAGAGGCACAGGACACCGGGCUCCCUCCGGUGAAAGCACGGGCUCCUGACCCUGCUUCCCCAGGCCCCCAGUCCCAAAUGCUGCUACUUUCCAAGAAAGAGCCCCCACCCACAAAAGCCCUUUCGUCCCCCCAACUAUCUCUCAUCAGUGAGAGGCUGGAGUCAGUGUCCGGACCUUGACGGACUCACGCCCUCUCUUUGCUCGCCCCCUCCCCCCACUCUCCGUGGCCCAGUAGCCAUGUAGCAGACACCUGAAGCCACUCUGGCCCGGGGCUGGCUCCCCCCACCCCGGGUGAAAAGGCCCGUGAUCGUGGGGGAUAGAGAUGGAGGGCCGGACGGGUGGAGAGAGGGGAGAAGCGAAGCCGGGGUUGGACGAGAAGGCUGCCAUCCGACCCCACCCCUCAAUGGGAUUAACGUUUCCCCUCGCCCCCAGCCUCAAAGACUCAGUGAGGGCCCUUUGGUCCCCAGGGAGAUGGCUGGUCCCCGCCACCACCAUGAACUCUGCCAAAACCUGGCGGCCCCUUCCCAAUCCCCCCACUCUCCCCCGGAGCAAAGCACAUACAGCAGAGCACAAGGCCUGUCCCAGACUCUGACCCCCUUUCCCCACCGCCCCCCCGGCAUCUGUGUCUCGCGCUCCCCCAGGCUGGAGAAUCCCGGGUGACCCAGCGGCGCUCCCCAGGCAGCAGAGAAAGCAGGCGGGGGGCAGUGCCAGAUGGGGCACGGCAGUUGGAAAAUCGACAGCCCCUUUGGCCCUGGGCAGGGGUCGCGGUACUUUCCAGGCCUCAGAACCAGGGAGGACAGGGCUGCCAACCGGCUGGUGCCGGCUGAUACAAGGUGGGGGGAUGGGGGGGCAUCCCAGUCAGCCAAACCCCUCGCCAUCCCAACCUGCCUGCCGCAUACAGGGAAGCCCCCAGCCCCCAACCAUCGUUGCUGCUGCUGCUGCUGCUGAUGUUCCUGCAGCAAAUUAAAUCGAUUCGGGAGCCGUUUGCCUUGCAGACGGCCCAGCUGUUUCCCUGCCGGAAUCCUCCCCACCCUGCCACUCUCCCAGCUUAUUUUCCUUAAUUACAGAUUCUGAUAUCAUGUUUACUCUGCCCUAAAAGCAUCUGAUCUCCCUUUUGUACCAAAUGAUACCAGCUCAGAUCCAGCACACACACACAUACACACAGACACACAUUCCAACGCUUAGAACAGUGGCUGGCACAUAUUAAGCGCUUAACAAAUACCAUCAUCAUCACACACACACACACACACAUACCCCCACAGCGUCCUCGGCCCAAAGCAGGCCCGGAACCUGCGCUUAGCCAGGAUUGGAAGGCCCAGCGGGCAGCAAGGGGGGUGGCUCCUCCACACGCACUCUCCCGGGACCCCCAAGAGUCCAAAGCUCUACUUUGUAAGGGGAAUGGGGGCGGUACUGCCAUGGGGGUGGGCUCGGGCGAGGCAGGGAUGACCCAGCAUCCAGGUCCCAGCAUUCCUCGCCCGCUGCCUGGCACAAGCCUGACUUCUGCAGGGACAGUGGUCUGGCAGCGGGCACAAGGCCCAGGAGAUGGGCACAGUGGGGCAGGCCUGCUGGAAGAUGGACUUUGAAAGCUGUGUGGCAGGAAGGUGGCCUGAGUGAUGGAGACACCCCCCACCCCAAUCCCCCACCUCAUCCCACCCCCAACCCUGUCUUUCCCUGUCCGGGUCGUGGCGGCCCUGUUUGGCAUAUCCAUGAGGCGCAUAAUUCCCCAGGCUCUCUGACCCUUUUGGGGUACAGACAGAGGGGGCCUCCCGUCCUUCCAGCACUUGGUUUCGGAGUCUCCCCGCUCCCAGCCCCCAACUCGGCCGCUGUAUUUGAUCGUCCUUGCUUUCCUGGCUGGGGAUUGGGGGGCGGUGAGGAGAACCAGACACUGGGAAGAGGAAUGAGAGACUGGGAAAGGGGAAGGUGUUGUGAUUUUUUUGUUAAAAAAAAAAAAGAAAAAAAAGCAGGAUAUUUCCCUCCCUCCCUCCCAAUUGUACUUGGCCUUUAUUUCUUCCCUUUGGUUUCUAUGGAAUGAAUUGUGUUAGAAGGGUACACUCUGGUCAGAAUGGGGAGGGUUGUGUCACACACCUCCCUCUCCCCCUUGUAAAAAAGAACCCUAAAAAAUGUACUUUUUUAUAAAUAAAGACUUUAAAA
Messenger RNA from Tachyglossus aculeatus (Australian echidna), 5623 nucleotides. It is a transcript of the gene NECTIN1, whose product is annotated as nectin cell adhesion molecule 1. The record is from RefSeq and is a predicted model, not a curated record. Gene Ontology annotation, biological process: homophilic cell-cell adhesion; heterophilic cell-cell adhesion; protein localization to cell junction. Gene Ontology annotation, cellular component: adherens junction. Lineage: Eukaryota; Metazoa; Chordata; Mammalia; Monotremata; Tachyglossidae. The transcript has 7 exons. The coding region runs from base 1 to 1992 and encodes 663 amino acids.